UGCCCGCAGUUCGGUGCAAAAGCCCGCGACGAACGCUUCUCGCUCCAUAGCCCUGAGGUCAUUACAUAUAAAUUAAAAAGUAAUAAAAUCCAUAUUGGUUCGAGAAAAAUAACACUUAUACAUCACUUUUUACCAUCGCUUUCGGAUGGGAGGCUUUCGGACUCUGGGACGAUCCUGACUGGAUAAAUAGUGAAUGUGAAAAGAAGUUUCUAAUUUUGUACCUGGAAAAAAUUGUGUUGUUUAAGUAUUCUGUGAUUUAAGUGUGGUUUUUUCUGUGAUCACAACUGUGUGAUAAAGAAGGUGGCCGAUCAAACAAGCUCAAAAAAUACUUAAAACUAAGGAUUCUAAAAUAAGGUGCCAUGGUACUGGUAAGAAGAUGAAGUGAACAACUUUACGAUGGGAACAAUUGGAUGGCUGAUCAUGUCCGCACUUUUGGCAACGGUACUGUCUGCUUCGACGCUAUUCUGCCAGGCAUCAUCAGCACCACCUCCAACAGUUUCAGGUGUGACGGAACCUGCCGAGAUCGUAGAUGUCGGAGAUGCAAGAGGAGGACUUCGCACCCUCGGCGGCAAUCCCAGGGGAUUCAGAGACUCCAAGCCGCCGAGUCCAGUUCAUAGACCCUUUUUCGACGACAUCUCACCCAGGAAUGUCACAGCAGUCGUCGGUCAGUCGGCGAUAUUGCACUGCAGGGUCAAAUACGUGGGAGACCGGACGGUUUCCUGGAUGAGAAAGCGCGACCUGCAUAUUCUUACGUCCAACAUCUUCACAUACACGGGCGAUGCUAGGUUCUCCGUCAUUCACACGGACCCGAGCGACGACUGGAAUCUCCGGAUUGAAUACGUCCAGAAGAAAGACGCCGGUAUUUACGAGUGCCAAGUGAAUACGGAGCCAAAGAUCAACAUGGCCAUACAGCUGAAUGUCGAAGGUGAGCAUAUAGCCGAACCCUUGUUAUGUCCUGUAGAAUAUGUUCGCAUCCUCUACCCAUCAUAAAUACCCUGAUACAGUUAGAGGAGUAGUAUUAGCCGUCAAA
Molecule: messenger RNA, 1030 nt
Organism: Cimex lectularius (bed bug)
Lineage: Eukaryota; Metazoa; Arthropoda; Insecta; Hemiptera; Cimicidae
Exons: 4
Coding region: 397-990 (197 amino acids)
Biological process (GO): synapse organization
Cellular component (GO): neuron projection membrane
Source: RefSeq, a predicted model, not a curated record